CCUCAAGGUUGACUUGCUUGCGUAUUUUCAAACAGUCACAAGUUCAAAUUCAGCUUCGUAUACCGGGAUUUAAUACCUGGAUAGUGGUGUCGGUCCACACUCAAUAUAUGUGACUAUCGCCCCAAUACAUUGAAUUCCUAGUGGUUGAAAAACCUCAUUUCCCUCCUCUUGCUAACAAAUCGUUUAGAUAAUUAAAUGGAUAGUUCAAAACAAAAUAGUAUAGUAAUAGAUGUCAAGUUUACUUUUCCCAAAACUCAGGCUAAAAUAGGAGUUCCUACAAAAUUCGUCUUGAUAGUAGCAGUUUUAGGAUGUAGAAUUUUCCUCGGCGUAUGAGAGUACGCUAGAUUACAUUUCGCGCAAUGACUGUUUCUGUUAGAAUAUAUUAGGUUACACUAAUUUGAGAUUCCAGUACGUCUCAAGACGUAGUCUUUUUGGAGUUUGACCUACAAUGGGUUACUUUGACGAAGAUUUCUACUCGACAUUUUUAAGAUAUGAAGAUUCAGUAAUCCCUAAAACAAGUUUGAAUUUUGGAGCUUUUGUUUCCUAUUGCAGCUUCUCCAACGUUGGGAGAUUAGAUUUACUUAAAGUAAUCGAAAUAAUAGCAUUUCUAUUCGUUACUGUCCAAUGUCAUAAGUGUCAUGGAUUAGGUAAAUUAGAUGCGUCUUUAGAUUGUCUGAAGUGUAUGAGAAUAAGGGUGUGGUUUUUAAAGGAUCGACGAGGAUCAUCACAAACUCGGAUAGAGUGUGGUUCAAGAUAAUGAAGUAGCAAUAGGUUGAUAUUAAGGUAACUUCCUGCCAUUCUAAAAAUUUUCAAGAUGAACGUGAUGGUCCUCUUGCUGGAGCUCUUCAUAAAUAAUUUUCUGUACUGUAGAUGUUUAUACUGAUAUUUAGAAACAAUCUGGGUUAGUGAAAGUAGAUGUUCUUAACAACCCUCGCGCCCCCAUUCUAACCAGAGUUAUGAAUAGCGAAGCCCUUGAGAUAAUCGAGAUUAAACGUAAAUCCUUCGGAAAUUUGGGUCCAAGUCUAUGCUGUAAAAUAGAUAUUUCACUUAACCAGUCAGCUGUACUGGCGCUGCUGGCCACUCCUGAAAUUUAGUUCUAAAAUUGUAUAUUUAUAUUCACCAAUCCACGUCAUAUCUGAUUUGCAUCCCGUCCUGAAUACCCACCUAUAUUUCUGUACAAUGACUCACUGAAAAACUCCAAUCAAAUUGCUGCGCACUAAUGUCUGUUGGUAUCGUUUAUGGUGAUCAGUAUAGACGGCUGUGUUGUAGCUCACCUAAGUUUGGCGACAGAUACGCCUUGGUCAUGGAUUUAAUCAAUGCAUACAAACUCAUUCCAGAACUUUCUCGUGUGCCUCCCUUACAGUGGGAUUCACCUAAUCGCAUGUAUGAAGCAGUGACUACCUUUCACUCUAAAGAAUAUGUUGAUGCUCUUAAAAAAUUACAAAUGCUACACAUUGAGGAAAAAGAAUUGACUGCUGAUGACGAGUUACUUAUGGAUUCAUUUAGUCUGAAUUAUGACUGCCCUGGUUUUCCUAGUGUUUUUGAUUAUUCGUUAGCUGCUGUUCAAGGUAGUUUAGCUGCAGCUAAUGCUUUAAUCUGUCGUCAUUGUGAGGUCGUUAUCAACUGGGGCGGUGGGUGGCAUCAUGCCAAAAGAAGUGAAGCUUCUGGAUUUUGCUAUUUAAAUGAUGCCGUUUUGGCCGUUCAUCGACUGGUUUCAUCAACUCCAUCAGACAUUUCACCCAACAGACAGACACGAGUAUUGUAUGUUGACCUUGAUCUUCAUCAUGGUGAUGGAGUAGAAGAAGCUUUCUGGUAUAGUCCUCGUGUAGUUACGUUUUCCGUACAUCAUGCCUCUCCUGGUUUCUUUCCCGGUACAGGAACCUGGAAUAUGGUCGAUAAUGAUAAACUACCGAUUUUCUUAAAUGGCGCUGGUCGUGGCAGAUUCUCAGCAUUCAAUUUGCCAUUAGAAGAAGGUAUCAAUGAUUUGGACUGGUCAAAUGCUAUUGGCCCUAUACUUGAUUCUCUUAACAUGGUUAUUCAACCAAGUUAUGUUGUAGUUCAAUGUGGAGCCGAUUGUUUAGCUACUGAUCCACAUCGAAUAUUUCAUUUAACUAAUUUUUAUCCUAGUUUCAAUUCAGAUUGCGACCCAGAAUGUAGUUUAAGUGGCUAUUUGUACGCUAUUAAGAAAAUUUUAUCAUGGAAAGUUCCAACUUUGUUACUUGGAGGUGGUGGCUAUAAUUUUCCGGAUACAGCCAGGCUAUGGACAAGAGUUACAGCUCUGACAAUUGAAGAAGUUAAGGGUAAAAAAUCAAUUCCGAAGCAAUGAACAACAUUCCUAAACUAUAGCUUACAUUCAAAGUGCUCAUAAUGUGGUGGGUGCUACUGAUGUCGACAGAUAUAAGUAGAAUGAAUCAUCGGUCGUAAGUGAAAUGUCUGUCGGCAGAAGCUUAAGAAGAUCGAAGGAAAGAGAACGAGGACAGAGACUGAUUGGUGUGGAAACGAAGGAGCAACAAAAUCUGAGACAAUUGAUGAAUACUUUGCAAAUGAAGAAUUCACUGUAUGGUUCUCAGAUUUUACUAAAAGAUUCUGUAAUUUUGUGUUCUAAUACCUUCAGUUGUCCCCACUAGUAUUCUCGUUCACUACAAUACUACACCGUGAUCAUAACUCAUGUAGGACAGAAUAGAAAAAAUGGGUUUUACUAACUUAUGAACAACUGAAAUAUAUUAUUUCUUACUGAACAAAAUACAUAUUAAAUCGUUUUAAA
This is a messenger RNA of Schistosoma guineensis, 2764 nucleotides long. NCBI's taxonomy places the organism in Eukaryota, Metazoa, Platyhelminthes, Trematoda, Strigeidida, Schistosomatidae. The record is from the annotation of a GenBank genome assembly.